This is a messenger RNA of Durio zibethinus, 1763 nucleotides long. Its product is annotated as Major facilitator superfamily protein. The record is from RefSeq and is a predicted model, not a curated record. Gene Ontology annotation, biological process: transmembrane transport. Gene Ontology annotation, molecular function: transmembrane transporter activity. NCBI's taxonomy places the organism in Eukaryota, Viridiplantae, Streptophyta, Magnoliopsida, Malvales, Malvaceae. Gene Ontology annotation, cellular component: membrane.
CUUUCUUCAACCUUUCUUCAACCUUUCUUCAUUUUCUAAAAAGGGUCUGGUUGAUCAGUGGUUGAAAUUCUACAAUUAUUCAUGGCCAAUGAAAUAAGCAUUGAAUAUGGGGAGUUUGAGGAUUGGCGAGGGAAAAAAGCAGAUCCUACAAAACAUGGUGGUGUUAGAGCUUCAAGCAUUGCUUGUGUAUUAUGGGGCGCAUGCAGUUGUUGAGGUAUUGGAGAACAUGGUCUUCUUAUCCAACGCCACAAACUUUGUUACAUACUUUCUCAAGUCCAUGCAUUACCCGGCUGCUGAAUCUGCAAAUAUGGUGACAAAUUUCAUGGGAACCUCCUUUUUGCUCACCAUUUUGGGGGGUUUCAUCAGUGAUUCUUUCGUCACAAAAUUUAAGACAUUCAUCAUCUUUUGCACUCUAGAGUUGUUGGGACUAAUCCUGCUGACAAUUCAAGCUCAAGACAGUCGGCUGCAGCCCGCUAUAAAUAACAAGCCUUCCAGGUCCCAAGAGGCUAUCCUUUAUACAGGUCUUUAUGCCAUUGCAGCCGGUGUUGGUGGCGUUAAGGCCGCCUUGCCUGCUCACGGUGCUGAUCAGCUUGACCACAGCAACCAGCGUCUUAUCUCUUCCUUCUUCAAUUGGUUCUUCUUUUCAGUAUGUUUUGGUGGCCUCAUCGCCUCUACUGUCAUGAUUUGGAUCGAAGAAAACUUAGGUUGGAAUUGGAGUUUCAAGAUUUCAGUGGUGACAUUAAGUGUAGCACUUUGCAUUUUCUCAAUGGGGUUUCCAAUUUAUAGAUACAAACGCCCAGGCGGAAGUCCACUGACAAGAAUUUAUAAGGUGUUAGCUUCUGCCAUUGGAAACAGGAAAGUGUCACUAUCAGAGGCAGAGAACAUUGAAAUUUUCGGAAACAGAAACCAUGAUAAGUCCAGGUUCUUAAAUAGAGCAUUAAUUGGUGACACCGUUACAGCAAAUGAGGUUGAGGAAACAAAGACGUUCCUGGGCCUCCUCCCCAUCUUUGCAAGCACGAUUAUGAUGAACUGCUGCCUAGCCCAAUUGAUGACAUUCUCAGUGCAACAAGGGAACAUCAUGAAUAGAUCCCUUAACAAUUUCAAGAUCCCUGCUCAAUCAUUAUCAGUAUUUCCCUUAAUGAUCAUGCUUGCUUCAAUACCCUUGUACGAAUAUUUGGUACGCUUGUUCAGAAUAAAAAACAACCUUCCUAGCAAGUUUAACAUGUUCCAACCACUCAGGAGGAUUGGAUUGGGGCUGGCUCUAGCAUCAGGGUCUAUGGCUGCGGCUGCUACAGUUGAGGCAAAGAGGCGUGAGGCGGCAAAUAACAAUGUCAUUUUAUCUGUUUUCUGGCUGGGGUGGCAAUACUUGCUGCUAGGCAUAUCAGACAUGUUAACUCUAGGGGGAAUGCUUGAAUUUUUCUACUCAGAGGCUCCUGAUAGCAUGAGAAGUAUAAGUACUGCACUGUCCUGGAUCUCGACAUCCAUGGGGUACUUCAUUAGCUCGGCGCUGGUAACCAUAAGCAACUCAGUCAGUGGGCAUUUUGGCAAAGAAUGGCUUGGAGGAAAUGAUCUGAAUCACUCCCGUUUGGAUCUAUUUUAUACCCUUCUUUGCAUUCUUAACUUCCUCAAUUUGUUGAACUACAUUUUCUGGGCUAAAAGGUACUAGCUAUUUGAGCACCGCAGCUUGGUUUAACUCAACUAUGAGCUUGGUACUUUAAAGCUUUAGGUUGUAUCAAUGCCUGUUGUUCUUAGACAGUUAGGAU